This is a messenger RNA of Cryptotermes secundus, 2183 nucleotides long. It is a transcript of the gene spdo, whose product is annotated as early nodulin-like protein 2. The coding region runs from base 132 to 1382 and encodes 416 amino acids. The transcript is spliced from 3 exons. The record is from RefSeq and is a predicted model, not a curated record. NCBI's taxonomy places the organism in Eukaryota, Metazoa, Arthropoda, Insecta, Blattodea, Kalotermitidae.
UUGACAGAUUGAUAUGCCGGCUUAUUACAGAAAUUUACUAAACUUAGUAUUAUAAUAAUAAAAGAAAAAGUGACAUAUUAAUUAUAUAAAAAUAUUUUCUCAAAGAAAGUAUAAACUACAGCAUAAUUAAGAUGGCUUCACAAAGAACAUCCAGUGGUUAUAACAAUCCAGCUUAUUGUAGUCAAUAUGAUUACGAUCAACUUACGAGACAUCCUUCGCCAGGUAUAGUGAAUCAUGGAAACCAGACAUACAUAGCGUCCACUGCAAUAGACAACUACUCUUACGCAGAAGACGAAGAAAUAGAACUCACCAGUACCUUCGUCAGGGAACAAACAAGGAAACCGGUGAGAGAACCCCCCAUUGGAGCGUCCACAACAUUCAAAAUAACAGAAACAGGUGCCGAUAACGUAUCUGCAAGCAUACGAGUAACAGCGACACCCGUGUCACCGAAACGAAAUCCUCCAAAUGGAACAAAGAUUGCUUCUCCUAGAAGCGGCCAUCAAAUUGAGACAAAAAUGACACCACCGCAUACUCCUAAGAAGGAUGCGUCCGUCAUUGUGACAUCAAAUCCAAGGAAAUCGCGUGCGUCAGAAUCUCCACGUCAAGCGGUGACAGUUUCGCCAAGAAGACAGCAAAUGUAUGUACAGGACACAGCAACAGUACCUCCAAGGAAAGCAAUGUUGCCAGCAUCGGCUGCAAGACCAUCAGUUCGUGCUGUGAAGUAUGUGCUAACCUCCCGGGCCUCAACACUGCCUCAUCACAACACGGCAGUCAUAUCCCCCAUGUACACCUCUGCAACCAGUGCCAGAAUCUCGGGCCCUCAGAAGCAGGAGCCCUUCUUGGCGACCGGUUUGGUGUGCAGGAAGUCUCCGACAGGGGUCGACACAUCGCCUGGGCUGAAAGCGUCCUGGAUUCACAUGCCGACGCCUUAUCAGACGCCUCCAACAGGGACAAUAGUAACAGCAGGAGCUACCCUGCUCCUGUGUGGGGCUAUUACUAUUGUGCUCAGCCUGUACAUGAUGUCCAAGGCUGGCAGACGUUACUACCUGGACUUCGGAGUGCUGUCUGGGUUUGGAUCUGUUCUGCUGGGUUGCCUAGGGUUCAGAUCAAGGAGAUGGCUAUGGCUUCCAAACAGAAACUACGUGUCAGGUUACAUCAUACUAAGCAUGUUUAGCUUGCUGACGUGCGCAGGCUUGAUCUCAAUAUUAACAUUGCAACCCAAACCAGGAGAGCCACUGGCAGAUUUAGCAGGUGGCGCUGUAUGUGGGAUUGCAGUACUGUCGCUUAUCCUCGCAGCAUUCGGAGUAUUGUCAUCACGCUGCUGCAAGUACCCACCUCCUGACAACAGAGUGGAGCACUGUGCCGAGGGCUUCACUCUCUGAAACAACAUAUGAAAUCGAGAAGGAUGCGAUAGUCGAUAUUCCCAACCUCGCGAUAAAUAAUUGUUUUGUGCAAUUAAGAAACGUUUAGUGGGAAGCUUAUAUAUUUUAAUUUUCGUUUUACUGAGAGGAACACGUUAGGAGGUCUCACAAACUGUAAAGUCUUCGUUCUUUAGGAAACUGUUAAACAACAGUCGAUUCACAAGAAUCUCGAAUAUUUGUAAUAUUUAGCGAAAUUUUAGUCAGUCAAAUGUAACCAACAAUGAAAAUAUUAUCGCGUGUAUGAGUGAUCAUAGACGGGAUUUGGAUUGGUAAUGUGAUUUAUUGCACACUUACAGACCAUAACUACAAUAACUAUAAUCUACACACUCUACAAAUCACUAGAACACACGAUAAAUCUUCUCAAUCUAGCCGUUUCCUGGUAACAAAUCCUAACAAUGUUCUCUGUUUACGUCCUUACUAGCUGGCGAAUAUCCCACAACUAACUCCCAGGCUGGUGGCCAUCUCACACCAACUUCCUGCCCUUCUUAUUACCUACAAAUCAACUAAUUGCAGCUCCCAACUUGUCCCGCUUAUAACAUCUCAGCACGGUCCGCACAGAAAACACUGUUCCUCAUUGUUGUAGUUCAACUGUUUCCGUGGGAAAGUGUUAGUUUUUCUCGCGGUCGUUGCCCAGCAACUGGUCUACAUGCUACAAUAAUUAUUUGGGCAUUCUUCUAGUUCUAAUACAAUUUUAUCAAACAUCCCACUCUACUUGACUGAGACGUGUGGUGGUUGGCACGAAACGUGUUCCAUUUGGAUCUA